AUGCAGGAAACACACAAGCCAAUAUUCACGUUCAUCCCCAAAGUGCAAAUUCACCCUUCAGCACUUGCCAAUAUAGCUUAUUAUAUGGUUCAAUACAGCGAUCUCCAUCAGCCCAAGCUUGGAAUUUUGAUGGGACAUGAAAUAAAUGAUGUCUUUAAGAUAGAUAUCUCAUUUGAAGCAAUUUAUUCAAAUAAUCCUGAAGGAAAAGAAAUCGAUUAUAAGAAGACAGAGGAAAAAAUAAGCGGUAUUUCAAGAGCGAUUCCUGAUUGCGACAUUGUAGGAUUAUAUCUAGAUCACGUACCAUCACAAAAUGAAAUGGAAGUUUUUUAUAAAUUAAAUAUUACAAUCAAUUAUGCCCUUUUUCUUGUUUGGAAAAGCUGCGUGACUGAUGAUUUCGAAGCCGAAAAUAAUCCGAUUGAUAUUUAUGGCGAAUUCACAAGAAAUUACUUGGCUGAGCUCAUAAAAGUUCCCUAUGAAAUUUAUGGAAGUCUUUCAAAAAGUCUCAAUACUCCUCUGAAAAGAGAAAAUCAAUCUGAAGAAGUCUUACCGAAUAUUUACGUAGAUGCUAUUAACGACUUAGGUGCCAAGCUAUCAAGCAUUCUAAAUGAAACAGAUCAUAAUUUUAUAUUUCAGGCUGAACACAAUUUAAACUUGAAAUUGAAUGAGCCCGAUUUAACAGUUUCCGUAAUUUCUCAAGAUGAAUUAAUAGAGAGCACAAGCAAAAAUAUUCCCAACUUGACUUUGAGUGCUGACACUGAUUUAAUUAAAAUAAAAACACUAAAAAACUUACAAAAUUUAGAUAACUUGAAAUUAUCUAUAAAGGAGCUGGAUCUCUCUGAAUCUGAGUUUUAUACCACUAAUUCAAAGAUUAUAAAUAAUUGCUUGAAGAAAACAGUCAAUGUGAUUAUUGAAAAAGAAACUAGCCUAAAUCCCACUCAAACCAUAAAUAAGCAAAUGAGCAUUGAAAUCUUCUAG
Messenger RNA from Blepharisma stoltei, 975 nucleotides. The record is from the annotation of a GenBank genome assembly. Lineage: Eukaryota; Ciliophora; Heterotrichea; Heterotrichida; Blepharismidae.